AUGGCUGCAGUUGCAAUAAUAACACAAUUCGUUGUUGAAAUAGGGAGACCAAUUUUUGAGACGUUUAAUAUAGUCCAAUUCUAUGGCGAAAUCAUGAGAUGGGGGAUUAUAAGUGAUUUGGUUCCCAAUAGAUCUCAUUACAAGGUAAACAUAGUUGUUCCUGAUAGUUCAACAAUACCAGAAUCAUAG
Funneliformis geosporum is the source of this 189-nucleotide messenger RNA. The record is from the annotation of a GenBank genome assembly. NCBI's taxonomy places the organism in Eukaryota, Fungi, Glomeromycota, Glomeromycetes, Glomerales, Glomeraceae.